This is a messenger RNA of Spodoptera litura, 3698 nucleotides long. RefSeq lists its product as uncharacterized. Lineage: Eukaryota; Metazoa; Arthropoda; Insecta; Lepidoptera; Noctuidae. The record is from RefSeq and is a predicted model, not a curated record. Gene Ontology annotation, molecular function: protein serine/threonine phosphatase inhibitor activity.
GGUCAGCUUCGAGCCACUUUUUAGCUUUCUGAGUAGCGUAUUUUCAUUUUAUUUUGUGUUAUCCUUUCAUUUACGCGUAAUAAAUAACAUGUAUGUAGUUGUAACAGUAGCGUGAUUAGUUAAUUAGACUAUUUGUAAGUGCACUUACAGUGUUACAUAAACGGUAGAGGGCUAAUCGUUUCGGCAAUCCCGAUGCAUAUAACUACAUAGUACGUCAGUGAACGAAUGGUGGCAUUAAGAUAAUGGAUGUGGAUGCUCCUAACAUAUUAAAAAGGUGCAGUAGUGCACCGUUAAUAAAUGAGGCAGCCACUACGGCCGCCACAUCGCCCACGACGAGCGUAGCGCCCAGGAACACGUCGAUCUUCAGCAUGUUUUCAAACAACAACCUGACGCGCACGCGCAGGCAUAGCGGGACCUUUGGUACUGUCACCUCGCCAAUCAACGUAACUAGCUCGUGGGCGCGGAUGGCGCCGCGAGUCAACCAGCUGCGCGCCGAGGAGUGCGCGGACGUGAGCAACACGCGCGAGGUGGCGCACGAGAGGGAAAUACACACCGCCAUGCAGAUGGGCCAAUCUUGUGAGGAUCUGACGCUAGUCGCCGGAUUAGCCAACUCACCCACUAGGACACCUAGAUUUUCACCAGUAGUCUCCCCUUCUCCGACGCGGAAGUAUACGACGCGGCGGAGCUUGUCCCCCAUUGCUAUCCGAGCGUCAAGCUUCAGUCCCGUCAGCCGGCCAAACAUGCUGUCCGGCAAGCGACGGUGUGACGAGGCCGACUCCCCUCUCUCCAAACGUAUGUGUACCUCAGACAGACUCACACCCUCCACGCCAGGCACGCCAGACUCAGACUCCUUAGAGUGCACAUUCAGGCCGGUCUCCCCAAGAGUCCAGCCUAUGAAUGAGUGUUCACACGAGUCUACAGAUGUCCAGGGAAAUCACAAAUCAACAAAUACUAGCUAAUAGUGUAUAAACAAUUUUAUAACAGGUUUUAAAAUUGAAACUUUUGCGGGAAUAGUUAUAUUAAGACAUCUCUUGCCAACAUCUUCGGAUAUACAGUCCAACCUUUUAUGACCUUCAAUUUUACAUUGUUUAAAAUAGUAGCUUUUAUAAAAUUACAAGUUAAGAUCUAAUAUUUUCGCAAAAGUUUUCAACUCAAUUCUAGUACUAUGUAUGGGUUUUAAUGACUUCUCAGUACUAUGGUAUUUAAUAAUAUAUAUCUCCAAAGUAUAGCGAGUCAUUACAAACCCAGUAAUAAUCUUCAUAGGGUUCAAAUUCGUGUAUUUGUUCCAAUACAGUAGCCUACCACGUUGGUUCCUAAUGAACUUGAAAUUAUUAACGUAGUUUUAUAGGAAUGAACUGUAAAGUAUAUCUCAAAUAGCUCUGGUUCCGUUGCUAAAUUGCAUAUUGUAACAAGUAUGUUUUAUAAUAUGUAGUUGUAUGUCUUGUCUGAGACUGGCUGGAGUCAAUGACAACAUCAGGUCAUAGUGUAACAAUUAACAAAAGUAAAUUCGUCCUUGACACGACUCACGACAUGGGGUCGCGGUCGUAUAAAAUUUUUCAUCAUCAAGGUGCGCUUGACUAAAUAAGAAUGAGGUGUUUUCACAAUUUCAAUAGUAAAUAGCAAUAGAAAUGCAAUAGUUCAUCAAAAUAUGACAUGUAGCAACGGACUAGCGCAUGAGAUAGACUUAAGCGAGUGCCCUAUUGUUAGCCAAAGCAUCCAAAACUUUAUUGUAAAUAUAUUUAGAAGCGUUCGCGUGUAUAGAACGUGUAAUGUAUAUAAUUUAAAUCGUAAGUUAGGAUAGUAAACACUCGAAAGUGUGUAGGUAUUAUUGCAGGAGCGAUAACUUCGUGUAGUUUCGUUUAGUCAUUGGUAUUUAAAAUGUAUAUCGCGUUGCGACAAUAAGUUGCGUGCUUUACACCUCGUAAGCAAAUAUGGAAAAAUCUGUUUUGGUCGAUUUUGUAUGUAUUUUAGAUUUGUCGAAUAUUUCUGUGAUUUGAGGUUUAAUGUGAAGUGGCUUGCAUGGAUCCGAGAGCGUUUGAAAUGUUAAUUCCUCACAUUGCAUGUUAUUUAUUUAACAAACUUACAAUCGUCAUAACAAAAAUAUAUUCGAAACGUAUUUUCAACAGUAAGUUGCACAAAUUAAUAACUGUAAUUUUCAUUAUAAAUAAGGUUUUAUAGGAGUCAUGCAAGCUGCGUGAUGUUUAAAUUAAUCCGCCGAUCGUAAUUUAAGUUUAUACAAAAUAUACUGUUACUGAAGAGCUGAGUAUUUACUAGGCAAUAACAAAAUAGGACAUAGCAUAACAUUACUUUAUUUUAAUCUCAAGCUCUAACAUAUUGUGUAUCGGACACAAAAUAAUUAAAUUUCAGCUUCUGUUUAUGUAAAUUUGUCUAGUGAAUACAAUAGCCGUAGGUAUUGAUGGUUUUUUUCUUAGUUAUUGUAACCUCACCAUUGUUAAGGCAAAUACUAAUAUGUGGCAAACAUGUUACGGCUUUAAUGAAGUAUCUUUGACGGUAGAAAUGAUAAGUACAGUAUACUAAAUGCUCUUGAAGCAAUUUUUUUAAAUUCAUUUUCAACAUAACAUUACAUUUUUAGUCUGUACAUUCCUUUUAGGUAAAAUUGGUGAAACAUUGGACCACACCCGGAAUACUUUCAUUGUUUUCUAAGCCACCCCAACUUGCUCCGAUAAGACCCAUAUAUAAACAUGGACUUUCUACUUAUGAAAGAAAGGCGUGAGUUUCUGUAUUUAUGUAACGGCCCAAUGUUACCCAAUAUGGCUAUUUUAUUUCAUCGUAAUCAAAAUACAAAUAGAAGUCUUGCAGCACCAGAAAUGACAGCGCGAAAUCUUUGUUUUACGUUUCUAAUGAAUAUAAUAUAGUACCUUACUCAUUUCUAAUUGUCACAGACACUUCUAGUUCCUGCCAUGCCUCCGCAUGUUCGUAAAUUGUGCAAUAUUUUUCUCCACUACGCCGUAAUGUGUGACCACAGCAUUGCCUUAUAAUUUCUGAUAGCUUAGGAAAUGUGAUCUACAUAUUUUUAGCUAUAGAUUGCCCUAAACUUUAUAUACAUGAUUUAGAUCUAUGGUGACUUUGUUUGUCCGCAUUUAUUAAACUACGAAAAUAGACAAUGGGUUUAGCCAGCCACCUUAUAAUGCACAGGUGCAAAAAUAAUUAUAACUAUCUAAUUUUCUCUUGAAUUAUAAUCAUUAAUCUUCGACGUGGACGUAACAAAGCACUCCAUUCCUUUUAAAUGAAAAUAGAUCGUUGACGUAUAGUAAAAGCGAUCUGUAUAAGACCACCUGUAUUUCAUUAUCAAAUAAUUCAUCUCAAUGAUUUGUAAAUUAAUUAAUGAGCCCUCCUGUAGGCACCGGGAGUAGAAUUGUAUGUAAUGUGAUAAAUCUUUUCAUGUAUCGAAAUGUAAUUUUUAUAACACUUGUAAUAAUUGUGUUGCUGACAGAAAUUAAUCGUUUUUCGGAUUACCUCAUGGUUGCAGUCGUGACCUGAACGUGCAUUUGUGUUAAUAUAGUUUGUGCUAUGUAUAUAAGUUGUAAGGCCACGACAUCUUGUCCCGUGUUUACCUACGUGUAUAAGUAGGUAUUUUUUCGUAAUUUUUUGUAUGUAUGUAUUAGUCAAGAUGUCAGGUUUGACUGCUGGAAAAACCAUUUUGUUUUCAAGUGUGAUUAAAUCACAACAUGAAUAAU